AUGCCUCCCCAGAUCAAACAUGACUUGAACCGCUCCGGAUGGGAGUCCACGGACUUCCCCUCUGUUUGUGAGAGUUGUCUGCCCGAGAACCCUUAUGUGCAGAUGAUCAAAGAAGACCAUGGCGCAGAAUGCAAGAUCUGCACGCGCCCCUUCACCAUCUUCCGAUGGAAGGCCGAUCGAACCUCCCGCCAAAAGCGAUCGAUUAUCUGCUUGACAUGCGCGCGUCUGAAAAAUUGUUGUCAAUGCUGCAUGCUCGAUCUUUCAUUCGGUCUCCCGAUCGUCGUUCGAGAUGCUGCCCUCAAGAUGGUCGCACCUGGCCCGGAGAGUGGAAUCAACCGGGAAUACUACGCGCAGAACAACGAGAAGGAAAUCGAAGAGGGUCGCGGUGCGAUCGAAGAAUAUGAAAAGACAGAUGACAAAGCACGUGAACUGCUGCGUCGUCUCGCAAACAGUGAACCGUACUACCGCAGACCUCGCCGGACCGAGGGCGCUGCCGAAGGCGAGGAAGGCGCGCAACCCGCGACGGACGAGCCACGAACCACCAGUCGGUACGGAAAUGGACCAGGACCCGUCCGCACUACCCAAAGUCGUGUCGGAAACAACCUACCUGGCCGCGGGGGACGAGGUGGGGGCCGUGGAGGUCGGCCAUUCCCCGGCACUGCUCAGCUGCCACCCUCGCCCGCGGACAUUCUCCCUCCCGCGGACCCCAACGUCCUCUCUCUAUUCGUCACUGGUGUCGAAGAUGACCUUCCUGAACAUACCCUUCGCACAUUCUUCAGCCAGUUUGGUCAGCUCCGCUCGCUGGUCUGCUCCCACCGCUCUCACUGCGCGUUCAUCAACUUUGUCAACCGUGCGGAUGCCGAGAAGGCCGCACACCACUGUCAAGGUAAGGCUAUCAUUCAAGGUUGCCCUCUGCGCGUCCGCUGGGGCAAGCCCAAGUCACUAGAUAGUCUCGACCGUGAAGAGAGAAUCAAGAACGCCCGAGAGGGCCGCCAGGCUGUUGGACCAAUGGGCAAGGGCAAGCAAGCUGACCAUGGCGCAAUCACUUCCGAGGAAAGUGGACAGCCCAAGGCUCAGACACACGUUGUUGCACCGCCCCCCGGAUCUGGUGAGGUGCAGUACGCCAGUAUGAAUGGUGAUUGA
Molecule: messenger RNA, 1143 nt
Organism: Penicillium olsonii
Lineage: Eukaryota; Fungi; Ascomycota; Eurotiomycetes; Eurotiales; Aspergillaceae
Source: the annotation of a GenBank genome assembly